AUGUUCCUUGGUGUUACUGCAUCCGUGACCAAUUGGGAUGCUGAAGGGACUUGUUGUAGUAUUGUUUUGGAAGAUAAUCCUUUGGUGGACUUUGUUGAGCUUCCUGACAACUACCAAGGUCUGUACUACUGCAACAUAUUAAUCGGAGUUAUUAGAGGAGCUUUGGAUAUGGUAUCAAUGAGGGCUGAGGUCACUUGGCUACGUGAUGCGCUUAGAGGUGAUGAUGUGUUUGAGUUGCAAGUAAAACUUCUCAAGCAAGUUCCAGAAGAGUAUCCAUAUAAGGAUGAUGAGUAG
Messenger RNA from Vicia faba (fava bean), 294 nucleotides. The record is from the annotation of a GenBank genome assembly. Lineage: Eukaryota; Viridiplantae; Streptophyta; Magnoliopsida; Fabales; Fabaceae.